CUGAGCCCGAGCUGAGUGGUUACAGCGGGGGGAGCUGCAGGCCCAGAGCUGGGGAGCGGACGCCUGCUGUGCCCCAAGUGACACCGGAGCCGGGAAUAGAAAGUGAAAGGGAGAAACACACACCAGUAAAACAGGACACAGCCUGGGAGGCUGUAGUGAAAGCCAUGGCCACUGGCUGGAACAGAGGUCAUGUAUCCAGAGACAUCACGCAAGGGUGAGAAUGAAAGCACCAUACCCACGUCCUUCACAAGGUUUACAGAGAAAGUGGGAGCUGGGAAGAUUCAGAUCUCACUCCCCUCUCAUCAGUGUGACACUAGAUUUAACUCUCCUUCUUCCCUGCCUCUCUCUCUUUUCUUCCAUCACUAUCUCUGAGUCUCCUAUCCUUCUGUGGAAGAUAUGCCAGGAGGAUUUUGUGGAGAAUUAUGACCCAAGUGUCCUUCCAAGUGUGACUUACCUUCUCUAUGAAAUCACGUGGAACUCUCGCAGAAGGCCCUGGCAAAGAUGGAUCUGUAGUGCUGGCGGUGAGCAUGCUGAAACGUACUUCCUGGAAGAUGUCUAUAGAAAGCUAAGAUCUAAUCCUUUUGUCCACUGCUCCAUCACCUGUUACAUAUCCUGGAGUCCCUGUGGGUACUGCUGCCAGGAGAUCAUAGAUUUUCUGGAGAAAAUGCCUAAUUUGAGUCUAGUCAUUUAUGUAUCACGGCUCUACUGGCACCAAGUCGAAAACAAUCGUAACGGACUGUGGAACCUGGAGAAUAUCGGAGUGUCCAUCCAAGUCAUGGAUCUCCCAGAUUAUAGCUACUGUUGGAGAACAUUUGUCUAUGAUGAGGACAAGGAUGAAGAUGAUUAUUGGCCCAGGCACUUUGCUCCAUGGAUAAUGCUAUAUUCUCUUGAACUCCAGUCCAUCCUUCAGAACAUUCCAUCUUGCUUAAAGAUUUCAUCAGAUGAGAAUUAUACUCCAGUUUUCAGCCUGUGUGUAGAAGAUGAGGAACAGAAAAGAGCACUCACAUCAUACAAUACCUAUUAGCGCCAGUAUCCUGGCCUGGGCAGCCAACCAGUCUCUGGAAGCCAUGAGUGUCUUGAACCAGUCCAUCAGCUGCUAAGCAACAGAAACCAGUUGAUAGGAAACAUCAACCACAUUAAAACUCCACAAUUUGGGGCGGGGAAGAGGAUGCCGCCAAAAUGGGUGCAACACAGUGACUGCUUUGCUAUCACAGCAUGUUUUCUCAGUUGGUGGGUUACUCUUGCAUGAGUUGAUAGAACAAUGGUUCUCAAACUUUUACACGGGCGACCCCUUUCACAUAGCAAGCCUCUGAGUGUGACCCCCCCUUAUACAUUAAAAACACUUGUUUAUAUAUUUAACACCAUUAUAAAUGCUGGAGGCAAAGCGGGGUUUGGGGUAGAGGCUGACAGCUCGCGAUCCCCCCAUGUAAUAAACUCACAACCCCCUGAGGGGUCCCAACCCUCAGUUCGAGAACCCCUGUGAUAGAACAUUAGAAUGUUUAAUCAUUCCAAUUUGAUUUAGUUACUCUUAGCCAUUUCCUUCCCAUUGGUUCAGCUUGUAGCCUUUUGAAAAGUGAAUCAUGUUUAAAUGUUUAAUGUCGUACAGUGACUGGGUAGUGUUAGCACCUGUGACUCAGUUUACGGGUUUAUUCCAUCACAGUUACCACAGGAAUAUCUUGCUUAUUCUGCAGCCAAUGCUGUUUCACCAAAUGAACAUAAAACUAUAUGAUUUGCUUUGUGCAAGCAGUUUAUAAGGAACUAACUCAUUAUGUAUUUACAUAUCCAGAGACCUUAGAGAGGAUUUAUUUUCUGAGGUUAUUUCUUUGAAUUAUGUUUCUCUUAUAGAUUUCUAGAUUUUACUUUGUAUCAUUUGUCAACAUAACAUUUGAA
This is a messenger RNA of Malaclemys terrapin pileata, 1890 nucleotides long. Its product is annotated as C->U-editing enzyme APOBEC-1-like. Gene Ontology annotation, biological process: cytidine to uridine editing. The coding region runs from base 221 to 1024 and encodes 267 amino acids. Lineage: Eukaryota; Metazoa; Chordata; Testudines; Emydidae. Gene Ontology annotation, molecular function: zinc ion binding; cytidine deaminase activity; RNA binding. The transcript has 6 exons. Gene Ontology annotation, cellular component: nucleus; cytoplasm. The record is from RefSeq and is a predicted model, not a curated record.